GAGAAAAAGGGGAAACAGGGAACAUUUAACGAGUGAAAGCAUCUCUUCAAACGCAGCUUGGCUAUAAAUAGAUAAAAAUUAGGUUGAGUCGCGGCGACAUGGAACCUCUUCGGGCAAGUCGGCAGGGUGACCAACCGGCAAGGCGGCAACACAAGACCACAUCCCCCACCGCCUCCACCCGCGGCCACUCCCCCAGCCACUCUCAGUUACCUGUCAGCAGGCAGGUGGGAGAGUGCGAGUGACGGGAGGCUGGAGGCACGCGACAAUGGCUCUGCUGUGAUUCAUUAGACAAACUGGAUCAUAACUCCUGCCGUAUCUAGUCUAUGAAAGACACCUGCGGAGAGGACGUGAUCGCUUUGCCCAGAACCCUUGCUCGCCUUGCUGCCUGCCCGGUGUGUGGGUCUGUGUGUGUGUGUGUGUGUGUAUGUGCCAUGCUGUGCUGUAGACGAUCAACGGCGGCCUCCCCGGCAUCUGUGUUGACGACUCCCGACACGGUCUCUUAAGUAACAAUCCCGGAACGCAAGAUAACCCGACAUAGCCAACAGGUGAAGUGGUAACAAGAACAACACCAAAAACAGUGAUCUCUACUUCUAGCUCAUACCUCCACUACCCAUCUACAAAAGGCUGAGAGAAAAUGUGACUGUUGCUUCUAUCGCUGCGUUUCCAGUUCCAUGAGAUGCAUUUAGAUUACCGAGAGGCCUAAAGAAAGAUCGUGACCCGUUACUCAAAGCACUGACCUGUUUGUUGCUCCUGACGUUACGGUGUUGCAAGUGUUGCUUCGUCAGCGCCUCCUGCAGCCAUGGGAGGGAGGAUAACACACAAACACAUGGUCCUGGGCGCCGUAGUGUUCUAUAGCAUCCUCGCCCUCACCACCAACAUCCUGGAGACCCCAGACGACAAGAGGGACAUCUUCAGACUCGAAAAACUGGUUCUUCGGCCGCGGGAGGAGGUGCAGGUGGUGGAGUUUCAGGAGAGGCGGGCGCGGGUGAAGGAGGUGUGUGCCGCGUGGGGCGCCUACACCAGCAAGGUCAAGUUCCUGAAGGCGGUGCAGAAGUCGACGGAGGACAAGAUCAAGGACGACAUACGCAGGGACAAGAAAGACCUGUCGCAGUCCCAGCUGGAGAGACUCUGGCAGCUGAACAAGAGGUCGUCGUUCCACCAGAUCUUCGUGGACAGGAGUCACUCCCUCACCUGGUGCAAGGUGCCCAAGGCCGCCAGCACCAGCUGGCUCCACGCCUUCCUUCAGCUGGCGGGCGUGGAGGAGGGCGCGCUGCGGGACGUCUCUCGCGAACACGUCUUGCUGCGGGACAAGUACCCGAUGCUGCCCGCCGCCCUGCUGCGCCGCACCAUGCCCGUCACCAUGAAGUUUAUGGUUGCACGCCACCCCUUUGAGCGGGUCCUGUCUGCCUACCGUGACAAGCUGGAGGACUACGAGCGGGACUUGAAGUUCAGGGGUGGGUACUACUACUCCAUCUACGGCAAGAAGAUCGUCAAGGUGUACCGCAAGUCCAGCAUCAAGGGGAGCAAAGAGCCGGACCCCGACCAUGCCCGCAAGGAGCCCACGUUCAGGGAGUUUGUGCAGUACCUCCUGGACACGGACGUGGAGGAGUAUGACGAGCACUGGCGGCCCAUGUUCCUGCUGUGCACACCCUGCCACGUCAAGUAUGACAUCAUUGCCAAGAUGGAGACGCUCACUCAGGACUCGGACUUCAUCCUGUUCCACCGCGGCCUGGCAGAUAAGGUGCAGAUCCAGUGGUCGCACCGCACCGACCUGGCCCACAAGACCUCAGACGUGGCUGAGAGGUACUACUCGCAGCUCACGUCGACGGAGGUGAAGCAGCUCUACUAUAAGUACUUGAUGGACUUCCUGAUGUUUGAGUACGACCUUGACCCGUACAUGAAGCUGGUGGCCACCCCGAACAUGAACAUGAGCCUUGGCGUGGAGGGGAACGAGGAGGACGAGGAAUACUAUUAUUAUGACGAUGAUGAGUAUGAGGAGGAAGAUGAAGAAGAGGAAGAAGAGGAGGAGGAAGAAGAGAUGAAUGGGGAUGGGGAGGAGAAAGACACAGCUGGUGCUCAAGUGAUAGGUGAUACUUUGCCAAAUGUAGCAGAAUAUGCCCUGAAUGAAAGUGGAAAUGCAAUAGAUAAUAAACUACCUGAUAUAUACUGAUAACGGUAGAUGCUAUUAUGGUUGCAGUAUUUCCGUCAUCCUCUCAUCACCUCCAUUACUGGUCAAGCAAGGUAACUGUAAUGGGAGAACAAUGGAACACAAGUUGCCAGACAUUCACAGCUUCCCAGGCGUGAUCAAUAAGUGCCCCUUGUGCUCCAUUAUAUAUCAGUCUCCGAUGGACUUGGUGCUGUGCAGUGACGCUUGUUGCAGUGAGUGUCAGGUUGCAAAGGUGCCUUCCCACCACUCCAUGUCCACUGCUGCAACUCUUCUCAUCAUAGAAAAAUACAGUGCUACAGUACAGAUUUACAGUUCUAGAAGUAGAACAAACAUACUUACACUUGUGGUUCGGUGUCACAAUUGUUUUGUUGUUAUAAUUGUUCAAACAGCUACAAAAUCCUGUGCUUAGUAGAGAGGAAGGAUCUAGAUGUGAGCAACAAGGUUGCCAGACGAUGACCAGAGAGUCACACGCUGCAAACGCUGGCCACAAGCUCUGCUGCAGCCACCCAGGGUGACGCUGCACUCCACAGCCUAGGAUACUUCUUGAACUUCACAGAUCUGGACUCAUUCCAUUACCUAUAUACAAAACUUAACAAAGGCAACUUUUUGGGCAUCAUUCAUUCACAUCACUUUGUAACCUCAUAAUCUCUUCCCUGUUUACUAUAUAGGAGACGCUUGUGCUGUCCAUGGCACCGGUUUUAUGUACUUGUUCAGUACCAGUAUAUGGUGUUGUUGAUACCUAGGCCGGUGGACAAAGAUUCGGAUCUUCCAGUCGCCUCUGCUCCGUCUUACUGUAUGGCUGUGAGACAUGGACACUGAACAGUGACUUAGAGAGGCGUGUUGAAGCCUUUGGUACCAAGUGCACCGCAAUGUCAUGGGGUAUUGUUGGGAUGACUUUGUGUUGAACCAGCGACUACUCCAUGAACAUGAAUCAAGGCCUGUCACCAGCUUAGUCCAUCAACACCAUCUCUGGCUUUAUGGGCGUGUGGCAUGCCUCCUGGACGUUGAUCCUGCUCACAGGGUUGUUUAUGUAUGAGACAGCCCUGAGUGGAGGAGACCAAGGGGACGCCCUCGUAAUUCAUGGCUGGGGCAAGUCAGCUGGUGCUGCCAAGAGGGACUUGAAAUGGACAGGCAGCUGUGUGGGAGCUUGUUUUGGGGACUGUUGGGAGUGGAGGCGGCGAGCAGGUGAAUCGAUGUGCCUCGGGCGUGUGCUCCCCUUUACUUAGUUAGGACACAUGCAUAUUUAAUGUCAUAAGGACAUUUCCCUUUUUUACAUUAUGUGACUCAGACAAUAUCUCAUGUCACCUCAUAGUUCCCUCUCCAUUCACAUUUCCAGCCAGUCAACCUCUUCCUCUGCUUGACAGAGAGACAAGGGAUUCCACUCUCCACCAGUACAGGCAGCCUGAGACACAUCUAUGUUCACUGGGUCACAGCCUUGCAGUUGCUAAGAGAAGUGUGUGUGUGUGUGUGUGUGUGUGUGUGUGUGUGUGUGUGUGUAUUUUUCACCAUGGCCUGAUCACGAGUUUGACCCGCAAUCACCAGCAAGUACCCUCACAAUUGGAGCAAGGCUCUUUAGUUGAUCUCUGGGUACUGCCAGGACCUCACACAUCACACACCCCAUCACCCUUGCUCAAGGGGGGACAGUAAUUGCUUCUACUCAGCAGGAAAAACCCGGUCUGAGAGGGGCUCAAACCGCUGCCUGGCAAGUUGCGAAGCCUGGCACUACAGUGCUUUACUGACUGAGCUAUCAGAGCGGUGUGUGUGUGUGUGUGUGUGUGUGUGUGUGUGUGUGUGUCCUUUGCCAUGGCAGUUACGUCUAGUGUCGCUCAAGGAUGAUUACAUCCUCUAAAAUCCUACUGACCAAUCACACCUUCUGUCUGUUCCUUUUGUUGGGUUUUCAGAUUCUGUUAUGCUGUACAGUAGUUCGGGAUGAUUUGGAAUCAGGCUGGACACCCAGGAACUCAUUUUAGCACAUUAAAGCAAUGAGCAAUAAGCAAUUCAGCUGAGGACUGAACCACAGCCUCUUUACUGUAUUUGUUAGUCCUCAUGAGGACCCUGUAGGUUUGUGGGACACCUCAAGUGUGCCUCUAUGGUGUACUAAUUAACACCCCUCACUGUGAAUUCCCGGACCCAGAUUUGAUCCCUACCUGGGUAGUUGGUGCUCAGCUCACCCAGCUGCUCAUGCCCCCUUUUGGGCUGGUUGAUAAAUGAAUUCCUGGGGAAGGUAAACUGUGGUAACCUGGAUGUCACACUUGCCCUGUGUCCUGUAGUAUGGUGUUCUUACCCGCCCGGCUCAAGGGCCAAUGUGAGCUGGAGAUAAACAAUGAGGCCACACACAGCUAAGUGUGUAAGUGCACAAUUUUACCUUUUGAAUGUGACUAAAAGAUGUCAAGAAGUGCUAACUAGAAGCCUGCCCAUACUCUUACAAAUAAUUAGGACUUAUCACAUGGGAGAAAAUACUGUAGGAAGAAAUGAAAACGGUCCUAGAGCUGAAUUACCCAAAAAGCAUAACCAUUUUCACUCCUUAUUAUCUAUGCAAACUUUAUGUAGCAAAAGUAAGAUCUUUUGCUGUACAUGUACGUAUUAAACAUACACAAUGGCAGUAAUGCUUCCUGCAAAACACUUGGGAAAAAUAAAGAAAAAAAUUAUCCCUGCCCUGGAUGGAUGGUGUUGUGUGUUAGUAAGUAGCUGCACUCUUAGAGCCUGUGCUCAUGAUGGCUCCCAAAGUCUUGGCCAUAAGUGAUGCAGUGCAUGCUUUUGAGCUGUACUUCUGGCACAAGGUACACGGUGGGUACUGUAUGUGUGUGUAAAUUCUCUUAAUUUUCUUGUAUGAGUGUUUGGUCAAUCCUCCAGAUGCAUAUUUGGCCUUUUUAUCAUAGUAGCAUGUUGCUUUAGUGUAUUUAUGUAUACCAUUGUGUAUAUGAUACACUCUAAAAUCACAACAUACAUAGUGUGUUGCCAGUACAUUACCUUAAGUCUUGGUCUCUGUGAGACUCUGUGGUCUUGCAUUACUGAUUAAAGAUGAAAUCUUCAUGAAAUUGUGUAGUCUGUUUAUUGUGUAUGGUUGGCCGGGUGGGCAUGGUAAAGUUCAUAAGUAGCUGCUUAUGAACUUCACUAAACAUGAGAUGCUAUAAGUAGCUUAUGCUGUGUAUGGUGAAUGUUAGUCUGUUGAGCUCAAACUAACCACCUGGUGUGUUGCUCAGAAGCACAAACGUGGAACCCUUUCAUGGAGGUUCAGCAUCUGUGGUGACUACAGUGGUGUGUCCUUCAGUGUCUGUGAUAUGUUAUCUGAGUAAUGGCUUUCAUUUACAUAACACACUGACCCUUCCACUGCCAGGUGCACUGUGAUGCAUUCACAUCACAUCUGUUGCCCUGCAGCAAGGGCAGUCUGACCUACACCUUAGGGCUGUGGGGUAUGCCACCAGUGAAGCCAUGACAUGUGCCAAGGGUUCAUCAGGCUGGGCACCUUUGCCUGGAACCUGAUUGAUGAACCAUUAGUUAGGGAGUCAGCAAAUGUCAGAUUCUUACUAUGGCAAAACUAUAUCAAUGAUGAUCUAAUAUAUGGCAGUUCCAAAGGUUUCAUUAGGGAGACCCUUGAUAUGUCACAUAUAUGGAAAAUAGUUAUGUAUAAGUUGAGCAUGCCAGGUAUGCUUAUCCCCAUAAUAAUGUGUUUCCUGCCAGCGGGAAUCACUGCACAUUUGUUACUUGAAGCUUGGGUGUGGAUAUAUACAAUAUAUUUAUGAUGCAUGAAGCAUUCCUGACAGGGAAGGAUGUAGAGUAGGCAGAAUGAUCAGGGCUUAAAAAGUUAUUAAAAAAAAAAAUGGUGAUGGUAUACUUCACUGAUUUGUGCAUUGAGCUGAUAAGGUCUGGUGUGUGGAGGUCAGUAUGUUGUAUAUUUAACUGUUUCAGUGAGGGGAAACAGGCUCUUUGGCAGCCCUUAGAUCAUGAGGUAGGGUUCAGUGUUGUUAAAAUUUAUGUGGUAUAUUUACGCAAAUGAUUGCUGUUCUGUUUUAUAUAAUCAUCAACAACUAUUUACAUAUAUAUGGUAUAUGAGCAAUGAAAAUUUGCACCAUAUUUACAGUGUAUUUAAAUUAUUUUUAUGAUUCCAACAUUCGCAACCUGUUAAUAAAAACAGAAUAAAAGAAAAAACAAGAAACUUAUUUUACCUUAUCAGAGAAUGUGAAGGCCUGCCCCUGUCAAUUUUUUUUUUGUGAAUGUGAUUUUUAAUAUAUUACAUAUAAACCCUGGAUCCUGAGCAGCAAAAAUUGAAAAAAAAUAAAUAAAUAAAAAAUAAAAUAAAU
Messenger RNA from Eriocheir sinensis (Chinese mitten crab), 6468 nucleotides. Its product is annotated as carbohydrate sulfotransferase 13-like. NCBI's taxonomy places the organism in Eukaryota, Metazoa, Arthropoda, Malacostraca, Decapoda, Varunidae. Gene Ontology annotation, biological process: carbohydrate biosynthetic process. Gene Ontology annotation, molecular function: sulfotransferase activity. Gene Ontology annotation, cellular component: membrane. Bases 800 to 2170 code for a protein of 456 amino acids. The transcript has 6 exons. The record is from RefSeq and is a predicted model, not a curated record.